AUGCGGGGAGCAGCGUCUGCCUCAGCACUUACUACUUCUGCGGCUUCCUCAACGUGGUCAACCAUUCCGCAUUCACGUACUCCCCCGCUCCAGUCUAACAUCGAGAAGGUGGGAGACAUAGUGCGACCGUCGUCCGCGACCGCACUUCUCUCAUCUCUAUCGACCUCUUCAUCAGGGAUCGAAGCGGGAACGUCGUGUGCAAGUACUCCAACCACGACGAAUACCUUUCCACCUCUGAUUGAAGAUUCAUCGAUUGAGGACGAAACUAUUGGAGACGAGGACGUCGAAACAGCUGAAAAACUGGUGAAGAGUUCGAUUGUGGUCCCAUCGCCGACGGACACAGUGUCACGUGUCACGCCGGCGAUAAUCAAUGACCCAGAUGGAAGUGGGAAGACGAUUGAAGAGGAGGAGAAAGAGCAGAAAGAGGAAAAAGAAGAAAAAGAAGAUGAUCGAAUGAGUGUUGAAGUGGAAUCCUCAACGGCGGAAGAAAAGGGGAUUCCAGAACCGGAAGAGGUUCCGAAACCUGAAGAUCCUGACUAUUCAACUCUUUCUCAGCCUGGACCUUCGAAGGAAUCGGAACCCCUGGAACCUGAAGAACCCUCCCCUGCCGUCGACGAGCCUAGUAUAGUGGAGAACAGCCCAACGCAAGACGGCGUGCUGCCGAGCACAUCGUCAGGAGCACCCGGUGAACUUGCCCCCUCUCCCGCCGAAAUGACAUCAUCGUCGUCAUCAAGGAAUCCAUUACGAAAACUUCGAUACUCCCUCCGAUUACCAGCAAAAGCUGCAUUACGAUUAAAAAGGAUAGCAAGCUUUCAGCCGGGAUCAUUGAGAAGAAUAGGAUUAAGUGCAUUGAAAAUAUCAGAAGGAGGAGAAUUAGUUCGAUUAGCUGAUGGACCACCACCAAGUAUUCCGGUGGCACCAGAGGUCACAGUUGAAUCAAGAAGUCCUUGUAUUCGACCAAGAUCUCAAGAUCAUCCAAGGGAAUUGAUAUCUUUGAGUCAUCAACUUCCAAUGAUACCUCCACAACAACCACCUCCUCCACAAGUUCCUCCUCAUAUGUUACCUCCACCUGUAAUGCAUCAAGCACAUCCUGGACAUCCUGGACAUCCGAUGGGUCAGCUAGCUCAACAAUUACUCCCUCCUCAUCAUCCUGGUGCUGCAAAUCAAGGAUUCAAAAUUAUAAAACAAGAACCUUCCUCUCAAUAUACUCCACAACCACAGCAACAUCCUCAACAGCAACAUCCGAUGCAUCAGCAACAACAACAGAUUCCACCUGGACAAUAUCCGCCCGGAAUCCAACAGCAUCCACAUCAAAUGCAUUCUGGAAUGCGUCAGAUGACGGCAGAAGAAUUUGCACAGUUGAGAGGAGCUCAGCAGAUCAAACAAGAGAUGUCCAACUCCAGUGGUCACCCAACACCGAUUCCAGGAACACCGCAACCCCAACAAAUGACACCUCAACCGAGUCAGAUGGUUGGUCCAACGGGAGUACCUCAACAAGGUCCACCAACUGGAGGUCUUCCACAACAACAGCAACAACCACAACCACCACAACUUGGACAUCCACCAAUGAAUCUACAACAACAGAGGAUACAACAACAGCCACCAACUGCAUCAAAUAGUCCACUCCUUAUUAGUAUGCUGUCAAAUCCAAAUCAACAGGUCCCGCAACCAGGAACAUUUGGAUCAGGUCAUCCACUCAAUAUGCAACAAAUUGCUCAAAUUCAACAACAAUCGCAGCAACAACAGCAACAACAACAACAUGCUGCUCAGCAACAACAGUUCCAGCAACGGAUGAUGCAACAGCAGCAACAGCAAGCGAUGCUCCAACAACAACAACAACAACAACAGCAACAACAACUGCAACAACAACAACAACAACAACAGCAACAACAAGGCCAACCACCACCUACAACUCCAGUUCCAGGGCAAGGAGGACCCCCUCAAGGAUACUUCCCAGGACAACCAGGACCCCCACCAGGAACACCUGGAAGGCCGAUACCUCCUCCGUUCGGAAUGGGUCAACCACAAAUGUUCCAUGGACCACAAGGACAAAUGAUUCAGAGGAUACCUUCAUAUCCUGGAAACGCAGGUCCGGGUCAACAAUUUCGGGUACCUCCUCAACAAGGACCACCUCAACAAGUUGGACAAGAUGCAGUUAUCGCAGAACCACCGAAAAAGAAGAAGAGACCAACGAAGAAACAAAAAGAAGCGGCGGCUGCUGCUGCAUUGGCGGAACAACAGCAACAACAGCAGCAACAAAUGCAAGCUUACUACGGACAACAGCAACAACAACAACAGGAAAGAAUGCAAAUGAUGCAGCAACAACAGCAACAACAGGGACAAAUGAUUCAACAAUAUCCAGGACAACAGGGAUAUCCAGGGAUGUCUCAAGGAGCAUUUCCACCGGGUUAUCAUCCAGGAGGACCUCCACCGACACCGCAACAACAACAAAUGUGGCAUCAGCAUCAGCAACAACAGAUGCAGCAACAAAGAAUGGCAAUGUUCCAGCAACAACAACAACAACAGCAAGCACAAGGUCAAGGACCACAACCAGGUGGCCCACCACAACAACCAAUGGGUCAAUGGCCUCCACAACAACGACAGCUUCCUGUUCCAUAUCCUUCCGGUACAAAUCAAAUGCCAGUGGAUCCAAAUCAGCCGCCACCCCAACAACCUCAACAACAUACUUCAAAUCAGGGGCCACCUGUUCCAGUAUCCAUGCAACAUCGGUUAUCUGGAGAGUUCGCACCUCCACCUGGAGCAUCAGGAGAAGGACAGAAUCAGCCACAACAACAUACGCCUGGUCAAUUCACCCCGAAUCAACAAGGAGGAUUCCAAAGAAGUGACUCGUCUGCAAGUGUUUACUCUGGCAGUCAGACACCCUUCGGACCGCAAGGACCUCAUUCUGGAUCUCAACAAGGACCAUCACAACCAGGUCCAUCUGCCCCACCUCCAGGACAACAUAGUGGUCAGCCUAGCUCUUCGAAUGAUAUUGGAGAAAAGGCAAUUGUGGAUCAGUUAUUGAAUUGCUCAGAGCCAUUGGCCGAUCUCGGAGAUCUUGCAGAACUCGGAGAUUUGGAAAUCGAGCCAAUGAUUAACGAUCUACAAGAUGGGCAGACUCCAAGUACUUCAAAUGGAGAAAACACGGAGAGAAAUGAUCGAUUAGAUGCAUCUAUAAGUGAAAUUGUUGAUCAAGUUGCCCGUUCUGGACGUGCUCGUGCAAACAGUGCUGAAUUGGCAGCUGUCGUUGAUCCACGUGGAAAUCAUUCAAUCAAUUCUCAAUUGCCAGCUGCAAGUCCUGGAGGAAGAAAUUUGUCACAUGAACAUAACAUGAGAGCUCAUGCAUUUCACGGAGCAAAUCGGAUGGAACCUAAUGGAAUGCCUUCUGGUGCAAUGAGAAUGGUCAAUGGACAUGAGACAAAGCCGAAAUUCCAAAACGGUGCUCGACGGCAGCCAUCGCAACAACACGUUCAACCAUCAGCACUCGGAUUGAUGCAACAACAAAUGAUGAAAGGAGAGGAUGAGACGAACGAUGCUAAAAUUGCGGAAUUUGCCAAGACGAUUAGUGAAAAGGACAAAAAGAUCAAAGCAGCUGCUGAAAGUAAAACGAAGUUACAGGCGAAAGCAACUCGAAAACCACGAACAAACAAGAAGGUUGCAAACGCAGCGAAUGCUGGAACACCCGGAAUGGCUCCACUUCCACAACAAAUGUCACUUCAACAUCAAAUGCAACAACAACAUCCGAAUGCACAAAUGAUGAUGCAAGGACAUCCAGGACAACAUCCAGGUCAUAUGCAGAUGCAUCCACAAAUGCAUAUGCAAAUGCAAAUGCAUCCACAACAACAGCAACAACAACACCCACAACAACACCCACAACAGCAUCCACAACUUCAUCAACAACAACAGCAUCAUGAAGAAAUGAUGAUGCAACAUCAUCAUCAACAGCAACAACAACAGCAUCUUCAUCAAAUGCCACUUCAUCAUUUGCCUCAACAUCCAAAUCAUGUACUAUCCCAACAACAACAACAGCCCCUUCCCGCCCCUCCACCUGUUUCAACUCCUCUUCAACAACCCCAGUCACAAUCUCAGGCAUAA
This is a messenger RNA of Caenorhabditis remanei, 4095 nucleotides long. RefSeq lists its product as uncharacterized. Gene Ontology annotation, molecular function: microtubule motor activity. The coding region runs from base 1 to 4095 and encodes 1364 amino acids. The transcript has 11 exons. Lineage: Eukaryota; Metazoa; Nematoda; Chromadorea; Rhabditida; Rhabditidae. The record is from RefSeq and is a predicted model, not a curated record. Gene Ontology annotation, biological process: microtubule-based movement.